Molecule: messenger RNA, 1545 nt
Organism: Candidula unifasciata
Lineage: Eukaryota; Metazoa; Mollusca; Gastropoda; Stylommatophora; Geomitridae
Source: the annotation of a GenBank genome assembly
AUGGCGGCCAACAAUAGAGGUCUGGAUGAACCACCAAACAGCCGUCUGUUCAUUCUUUGUCCGAAAGGCACAACUGAACAGGAUUUCCGCGAUGCAUUUGAUAAAUUUGGAACUAUCGAGGAUAUUUGGAUCAUCAAAGAUAAGCGAACAAACGAAGACCGAGGAAUUGUGUACAUAAAAUUUGCAAAGACAUCAGAGGCAAUGCAGGCAAUGGAAGAAAUGAAUGGCAGAGCAUUGCCUGGUACAAGCAAAGGUCUCAAGGUGGUUGUUGCAAACAGCAAGCGAGAUGGCUCAACUCGAGACCCAAGAGAGGAUGAACGACUUGUGCGACUGUUUGUUAUUAUUCCAAAGAAUUUCACAGAACAAGAUCUGAGGGAUGAGUUUUCUAAAUAUGGAGACGUGGAAUCUGUGACUGUGUUAAAGGACCGUAGUUCUGGAGAAAACAAAGGUUUCGGCUAUGUUCGUUUUUUCAAGCCAUUGCAUGCUGCUUUGGCAUAUGAAAAUUGUGACACAUCAUUUAGACCCAAGUUUGCAGAGCCACAGCGCUCUAGAGAUGAAAGAGAUGAAAUUGAGAAUCAUGGAUUCACUUUCCCAGGCCCCGCACCAGGAGCUGGUCAGAAGCGAUUGUACGAAGAUGAUCUGCAUUCUGGUUACUAUGCCCCAGAAGCUGCUUUUCCAGCAGGUAAAGGCCUUCCACAGCAGUUUGCUGGGGCUGGACCUAUGGAGAUGUUGGCUGAAUAUCCAGCAGUGAGCACUUGUUCCCGUCUUUACAUUCAAGCUCCUAUUGGAUUAACACAGGGCUACCUUGCUAGGCUCUUCAAUCUUGUUCCUGGAAUGGAAUACUGUGACUUGAAUGAAACAACAGGUAUUGCUUAUGCUAGAUACACUAGUCCUCAGUGUGCUGCCUAUGCCAGAGACAAGCUGAACGGGUUUGAGUACCCUCUGGGGAGUGCUUUGCAUGUGCAGUUGGCAGAUGAUUGUCCAGUGCAUAUGGAUACAAGUGGAUAUGGGCCAUAUGCUGGUAAUUUUGGUGGGGGCUAUGCUAAUCCGCCCGUCUCCCCCAUGGAGAAUAUGGAUAUCAGACAGAAGGCAGCUAUGAUACUGGAAAAAGCUGGCAUCAAUCCACAAAACCUUCUGAACCUAGCUGGGGCUGGUGCAGUUGGUUCAGUUGGAGAUGGUCGCAGAGAGCGUGUGGCAUACUCCAGCAUUCCUCUUCCACCACCACAGCCCACGGUACCUGAGGAUGGAAGAAACAUGGCACAAAGGCUGUUCAUUGUUUGCCAGCCUUCUGGGGUAUCUGAACGAGUACUCAAGGAUGCAUUCUGCAGAUUUGGAAACUUGAUUGAUGUUUAUCUCUUGUCAGGUCGUAAUUAUGGCUAUGCGAAGUAUGCCUCAAAGGAUUGUGCAAUGAGGGCCAUUGAGACCCUUCACGGGCAAACAUUGGCGGGGCAGAAAAUGAAAGUUCUGGAAGCAGAGCCACCAAAAGCCCACCCUGUUCAUGGAAUGCAAGGCGAUGAGGGCCCAUCCAAGAAGCAGAGGCUUUAG